Molecule: messenger RNA, 1001 nt
Organism: Populus trichocarpa (black cottonwood)
Lineage: Eukaryota; Viridiplantae; Streptophyta; Magnoliopsida; Malpighiales; Salicaceae
Exons: 4
Coding region: 174-629 (151 amino acids)
Cellular component (GO): cytoplasm
Molecular function (GO): mRNA binding
Source: RefSeq, a predicted model, not a curated record
UUUUCCUGUGGUCUAAGCAUGUAUAUAAUCACACCAUAUCACACAUUUUCUCAUCACCAUUUCCCUUUCAUCUUCUAGCUAGCAUAGCUUCUCUCAGAGGUUUUUGAAACCCCUUUUGCCAUUCUUCUCUCACUUAGUAUACUUAGUCUUCUCUAAUCAAUUCAUAAGCAAAUAUGAACAGGCCAGGAGACUGGAACUGCAGGUCAUGCCAACACCUCAAUUUCCAGAGGCGUGACUCUUGCCAACGUUGUGGGGACCCCAGGUCCGCAGGUGAUUUUGGGGGUUUCGGUGGGCGGGGUGGCUCAUCACUUGGGUUCACCGGGUCGGAUGUUCGUCCCGGUGAUUGGUACUGCACUGCCGGAAACUGCGGGGCCCACAACUUUGCUAGCCGUUCUAGUUGCUUCAAAUGUGGAGUGUACAAGGAAAUGGACUCCGCCGGGGGCUUCGAUUCUGAUUUUGCUCGAACUAGAGGGUUUGGUGGGAGCACUGGAGGUGGCAAUCGAUCUGGAUGGAAAUCCGGAGACUGGAUUUGCACUAGGUGGGGAUGCAACGAACAUAACUUUGCUAGCAGAAUGGAGUGCUUCAAGUGCAAUGCCCCAAGAGAUCUUAGCAACAGAACUUCAUACUAGAUACAAUUUCUCCAUUUCCUGGGACUGCACCAGCCAAGAACAAAGACAACAUGAUUAAAAAAUAUAUAUCACUACUUUUCAUUUUCUUCUUGAUUUCUUUUUGUAUUAGCUAGCUAGGGUCUUGAGGCGAGACAUGGUUUAAGAACCAUGUUUACUGCUUUGAGCUAUAUAUAACCCUUGGCAUUUUGUCAGGCUUCCUGUAGGAAGUAUAUCGUUGUCUUUGUGGGCUUUUGAUCUAUUAUAUUCAUUAUUGUAACCAAGGGAGCAAAAAGAAGAGGAAAAAUCUACUGCCAAUUUCCCUUUUGUUUUAGAGACUACUUUCUUUAUUGUAUUGUGCAUGGUUUUCUUAAAAGAAGAUGAUUCUCCUACAUA